Molecule: messenger RNA, 3624 nt
Organism: Mirounga angustirostris (Northern elephant seal)
Lineage: Eukaryota; Metazoa; Chordata; Mammalia; Carnivora; Phocidae
Gene: ACOT8
Product: acyl-CoA thioesterase 8
Exons: 7
Coding region: 226-1050 (274 amino acids)
Biological process (GO): acyl-CoA metabolic process; fatty acid catabolic process
Cellular component (GO): peroxisomal matrix
Molecular function (GO): fatty acyl-CoA hydrolase activity
Source: RefSeq, a predicted model, not a curated record
CAGAGGAAGACAUUACUGGGUACCUACAACCCAGCGGCUGUUUGGGGGUCAGAUUGUGGGCCAGGCCCUGGUGGCUGCAGCCAAGUCUGUGAGCGAAGACGUCCAUGUGCACUCCCUGCACUGCUAUUUUGUACGGGCAGGGGAGCCUAGAGAAGAACAAGGCCUGGGGCCAAGAAGAGUGUUGGACCUCACACCUGAGAUAACUGAGUGCUUGUUGAUGUGAAAAUGUUGGGGUUCGGAGCAAAUGGUCCAGAAAGAAUUCUUGAAGAAGACUUCGAUGCAAAAAGGACCUACCUGCUCUGUUCCAAUAAAAACAUCCAAGAACAGGUCUGGAACUCAUUCACACUGAAAGGGGACCUCAAGGUGCCAGUGCUGUACCAGGUGGAGCGGACGCGGACGGGGACGAGCUUCUCGGUGCGCUCCGUGAAGGCCGUGCAGCAUGGCAAGCCCAUCUUCAUCUGCCAGGCCUCCUUCCAGAAGGCCCAGCCCAGCCCCGUGCAGCACCAGUUCUCCAUGCCCAGCGUGCCCCCACCCGAAGAGCUGCUGGACCACGAGGCCCUCAUCGACCAGUAUUUAAGGGACCCCAACCUCCAAGAGAAGUACCGAGUGGGACUGAACCGAAUUGCUGCCAAGGAGGUGCCCAUUGAGAUUAAGCCGGUUAAGCCACCUACCCUGAGCCAGCUGCAGAGCAUGGACCCCAAACAGAUGUUCUGGGUGCGAGCCCGGGGCCAUAUUGGGGAGGGCGACAUGAAGAUGCACUGCUGCGUGGCUGCCUACAUCUCGGACUACGCCUUCCUGGGCACGGCAGUGCUGCCCCACCAGUCGCAGCACAAGGUGCACUUCAUGGUCUCUCUGGACCACUCCAUGUGGUUCCACACCCCUUUCCGAGCUGACCACUGGAUGCUCUAUGAGUGUGAGAGCCCCUGGGCUGGUGGCUCCCGGGGGCUGGUCCAAGGGCGACUAUGGCGUCGGGACGGCGUCCUGGCUGUGUCCUGUGCCCAGGAGGGCGUGAUCCGAGUGAAGCCCUGGGCCUCAGAGAGCAAGCUGUAGCCAGAGGGACCAGCUUGGCCUGGGUCUUCAAGGAUCACCCUUCUCCCCACCAACUCCGUACAAUCGAGGGCUGGGCCUUCUGUCCCCAAACCCAAUAAAGAGACUAAUACCACUGGAGCUGCUGGCCUUUAAUUCCCCUGGGCCAGAUGGCAGCUGUACUCCAGGACUCCAGGGGAAGAGUCCUUGGCCGUCUGGCCAAGGAAGAGGUAACGCCGACCUACACUGGAGCAUGGUCCCCAGACACUCGUGAGCUGGACAGGCUGCAUCAGACUUGCUCCCUACACCACCCCAGGGCAACCCCGGCCAAAGCUUGUCCUGAGCCCAGCUCGACAGAAGGAACAUGGUUCCUUGGUGUGCUACAAAUUCUUCGUAGGGCUUCUAGGGGUUCCCAGCACCCCCUACAGCUUCCCAACUGCUAUUCCUGUCCUCCUUACUCACCCCCACCCUCCAUCCUGGGACGGUGUCUCUCCCCACAGUGGCCUGAAGUCUAGGCAAAGUCAGUCCAGUACCUCCUUGAUGAGCAAUUCUUUGAGACUGGGGGGUGGUGUGGGGGUCAGGCCUGCCUCCUGCAGGGCCUGGAGCCGGGCCUCUGAUUGGCGUUUGUCCAGGCCCAGGCGCCAGGAGAGCCGGACGUGGGCCUCCAGAAAGGGUGCCAACAGAGGGUGGGGCUUCUUGUCCCCCAGCAGUUGCAAGGCCCUCUCACAGCACGCGCGGGCCUCCCCAGGAUCCUCCAGCUCCUGGUGGCACACAGCCAGCCCAGCCAGGGUCAGCAGAGGGCGGUCUGGGCCCAAGGGGGUGCCUAGCCGGGUCUGCAGCUGCCAGGCGUUGGCCCAGAGCGCCAGAGCCUCAUGAUAGAGGCCGGUGCAGGUGAGGCUCUGGGCCCGCCGCAGCUCGGGCAGCACGAAGAAGUCCUGCAGGUCCGGGGCAAGGCGCAACUCAGGCACUGCCUGCAGGUGGCUCAGAAACUGCUCGAAGGCCCGGCUGCGGCGGGCGAUGGUCUCUGCUGUAAAAUUCCGGCGCAGGCGCUUCCGGGGGAAUGAGAUGGCGGCCAUGGGGCCCCGGAACUGUCGCUGCAGGUUUCGGUGCAGCCGCUCAAAGUCCGAGUAGCGGCGAGAGAUGUGGGCUGGCUGGCGAUCAGGUGGCCCUGGACCCAUCACGGCGAGGGUGUAGAGCUGUAGGGAGGGUGGGGUCAGGGCAGGUGUGAGUUGUCCGUGCGCCCCUUCCCUCCCCACACCCACACCUCAAGCUGUGUUCCCCCACUUCUUCCCUUUGCCCCUGAGACUGGGCCCAGGAGGGUGGGAGCUGCUGGGGCGGCAGCCAGGGAGCCCAGUCCCAUCUUACCUGAGGCUCGUCUGAAAUGACCCAGGCCCAAGGCAGCACGGGGAGAGAAAGACAGAGAUGAGCUUCAGUGCCUGGAGCUGCCACCCCUUUUGCCCCUUCCAGGGAGCACUCCCUUCCCAUAGGGCAGUUACCUCUUCUGACAGCCCCUCUGGUAAACCAGCUGGGAGCUGAAACCCAGGCCGAUCUCUUGGGCCUCUGAACCAACCUUCAAGACCAGCUUGGACUUUGUUCUGCUCUGGACACAGAACCCCCACAUUCUUAGCCAGGUUAUUCCAAAGCAGACCUGGAGGAGAGGUCUUCAGAUAGACCAAUAGCGAUCACUUUGAAGAGGGCAUCGGGACACAGGUCCUAACCCCCCAGUCCCCUACUUCCUCGCGGCGUGUCGUCAGGCAAGGCAGGCCCCCCCUGGGUCUGCUUUCCUCGAAGUGGGGGCCUAGGUCAGUGUCCACUCACAGGUGGGAUGCGUGUAAGUAAAUAUUGGUCCUGAGAUUCUAGGUGGUAUGUGCUGGAGUAAAUAACACUGAAGCAGACAGGAAGUGAACCCCCCCCCCAAUUCUCUUUGAAUCCUGACUACAGAUGAGAAGCUCUCUCAGUUUGGUUUUUAAAACGCACUUCUCCCAUGCUUCUCAUCUCCACUUUCAGAAAAGACCUAGAAAGCAAAUCUCAGGUCAGGGCCUUCAGGCAACAGCAUUCAUGCAGGGUUUUAAUGACUGCUUUUAUUGUAUUUUUACCGUAUGGCAAGCAAGGCUUUCCAGCUACAGUACUGCUUUGAAGUCUUUUGAACUUAUUUACGGAAAAAAAUGGGUUUACUUAAAGAAAAAUGUUAAGCAGGGAAUGGUACGAAUAGCAUUUAGCUAGGACGAGAAUCAUGAAGGUGGUACUGGAAUGACUGAUGUUUGAGAAACGCUGAUCAAGAUGACCAUGAAGCUGCCCCUAGGUCUGACCACCUGAAUACGGAUUAAUCUGUAAUAAUGCUGACCCACCAGGUUUAAAAAGGGGGAUUAGUUAAGCAUGAGAUGUUGAAGACACACUAACACCCAACCCAGACUUUUCUCUUGAAUUUGUUCUGUGAAACUGCCAAUAUUCUAGCCACCUCUGGUCUAGUCUAUACUUCUCUCAAAGAUUCAGUGUAUGUUAACACUAUUUAACCUUAAAGAAGUUUAUUUUACUCCCGUUCAGUUCUGCAUUCCCCAAACUUACUGGCUGCAAGACCUUUUUUUUUUUUUUUUUUUU